CCUUUGGCUAUUUUGCAUUUGCUUUUGUUGAGGAAUCACAUACAAUUCUUAUUUUGGGGAGCAACAAUUUCGUUACAAAUUCCAAUUCAAUGUGUUGAAAAAGUUUAAUUUGGAAGCAUAAAAGUGGUAUUCGACCGUAAACAAACAUGUCGGCGUAUCACCGCAAUAUACAAUACCUAAAACAGCAAUUUUCAGCGUUGCUACACAAUACGUCGCCUGUUAUUACGCUUAUCUGUGUUGUCACUGGCUUUGGAUACCUGCUAUCGUACUCGGAAACUGCUGUGCGGAUUUUGAGUGUGACUCCUGGCAAGAUACUUCCUAAUGCCGAGUUCUGGAUAUGGACGGCGUUUACAUUUUGCUUCAUUGAGCUACAUUGGUGGGAAGUGCUGGUCGAUGUCAUCACUGUAGGACUAUGUGGCAAGAUGCUGGAGCCACUAUGGGGACAGAUGGAAAUGUUCAAAUUUUUUGCCUUGACCAAUUUCGGCGUUUGCAUAUUAACCACAAUAUACUAUUUAUUUUAUUUUGUUGUAACCGAUAAUCCAAGUAUACUCUUUGACGUGCACAUCCAUGGAUUGGCAGGCUAUGUAGCAGGAAUAUGCGUGGCAGUGCGACAAAUAAUGCCUGAUCAUUUAAUUUUCAAAACGCGCUGGGGAAAAUUAACUAAUAGAAAUGUGCCCUUGACUGUGUUUGUGAUGUCAAUUAUUACGUGGGCUAUACACCUAUUGGAUGGCACCUAUCCGGCAAUGUUUGGUUCGGGGCUCAUUGUUGCCUGGAUCUACUUGCGGUUCUAUCAAUGGCAUCCAAACGGGCGUGGCGAUAGUUCCGAAAGCUUUACAUUUGCCAGCUUCUUUCCAAAUGUGAUGCAACCAGUGAUAAGUAUUUUGGUAAAUCCCAUCUAUAAAUGCUGUUUGGCAUUGGGUGUGGUCAAGACACCAGCGCCGCCGCGUUUAGCAUCUCUAAGCGGUAGUUUGUCUUCAGUGUCUAUACAAAUUCCGGGUGCCGAUGCACAUGACAUCGAACGACGCAGGCAAAUUGCUUUAAAGGCAUUAAGUGAGCGAUUAAAGUCCACGGAUAAUGCGCGUCACAAUCAAUUGCCGAAAUCGUUUCCUACCGUUAACAGCGGUGGAGCGCCAAUGGCAGGUCAUCAUCAGCAUCAACAUCAUCAUCAUAAACACCAGCAUCACCACAAUCAACAUCACCACGGUCAUGAGCACAGUCAUCCGCAUGGGCAUGGACACACACAAGAGCAUGUCAGUCCAGAAGCACUAAUGAAUCCAACGUUUCUGAGACAAUCUCAGCAUGUUGGUGCUAAUAUGUCGGCACCUAUAACCACAGCGCGUGCUGAGCCACGUAUGAUUAGUACAAUGAGUACGAUAGCGAUACCCAUGCCAGCACCACCACCUAGAAGUGGUACAAGUACCGGCGUACCAACAGCAUUUAAUGAUGCGCUAAUCGAUUUGAGUGGCGAAUCGCAACAGUAGGUGUGUAAACGGAUAGGCAUUACAACGUAAUUUGAUAUUUUUAUUUAACACGGAUAAAUAUAUAUUUACAUAAAUGUGUAUAUGGAAAAGACGCACCACAAAUUGAAUGCACACUUAAGAUGCGUAGGUACAUUCAUAAAGUUGGUAAAUGUGGAUGAUGUUAAGAAAUGGUCGGUUCUACAUUUCGAGACGAAAAGCGAAUUUCUAAUUAUGCGUUUAAAAGUUAGUUUAGGUUGCCUUUUCGAUUUUGUAAGAACUUUAAUGGUAUAAAAGGGAUUAUCCGUGAUGUGUAAUAUAUAUAUAUAUAUUUUUUUUUUUAAUUUUGAAUGAAGCAGAACUUUUGUAAAACAAAACGAAAAUCCAUAACUUCUAUCCAUAAUUUCUGUACAAUUUUUUAAAGAUAAUUCUGAAAAACAAAUUCUUCACAUCGCAGCAUUAUUUCCAUUAUUUUACCGAUUUGCCUCCGAAAUUUCGUAAAAGAGUCGAGGUGUGCACAGUUAGUUUCAUUUUAGAAAAUUCGGCAAAAAAUCGGAAGAGAUCUUUACGAAUUCUUUAUGAUUUUUCUACUAUUCAGAAUACUCUGAAAACAUGGUUUGUAGAAUGUAAGGUUAUACGCUUGAUGCUCUUUAUUUCAAAUAGUUCUUUUUUUAAUGCAUCUUUAAAGUAAAUUUGACGGUAUUUGUACGGUGUUUUCCUUUCUAUUAUAUUCUUUGUGUGCUAAAAUCAAAAUUACCCUAGGAAACGCGCAAGAAAAUUUCAGCGACCUAUAAAGAAACCAACUACAUAUUAUCGUCGCCUGGGUAAAAGAUUGUCGUAUGUUAAUUUCAGCAGGUUGUGGGAAAUCGCGUUUGAAGUUUGGAAUGCAAUUUCUCAAAAACGCGAAGA
This is a messenger RNA of Rhagoletis pomonella (apple maggot), 2366 nucleotides long. RefSeq names its product transmembrane protein 115. The coding region runs from base 147 to 1481 and encodes 444 amino acids. The record is from RefSeq and is a predicted model, not a curated record. The transcript is spliced from 3 exons. Gene Ontology annotation, cellular component: Golgi apparatus; membrane. NCBI's taxonomy places the organism in Eukaryota, Metazoa, Arthropoda, Insecta, Diptera, Tephritidae. Gene Ontology annotation, biological process: retrograde vesicle-mediated transport, Golgi to endoplasmic reticulum.